Molecule: messenger RNA, 915 nt
Organism: Caenorhabditis briggsae
Lineage: Eukaryota; Metazoa; Nematoda; Chromadorea; Rhabditida; Rhabditidae
Exons: 3
Coding region: 1-915 (304 amino acids)
Source: RefSeq, a predicted model, not a curated record
AUGGCUUCUGAUAACUUGGAGUCGACCUUUGAGAUUGUUUCGAAAAGCGAGGUUGUAAUGAAUAGAAAGAUGGCUAUUGAGGUGUUGCGAGAAAUGACGAAGGAAGAGCUUCUUAAGGAGGAUGCAUUGGAGUCGAUUGCUAACAACAAGGAAACUGAGACUGCAACCAAACUGGCUGCUCUCAAGAAGGCGUAUGACGGAUUGAAGAGAGGUCGCAUGGCAAGACAGAAGUCAAUGUUGGAGGCUGCAUUGUUCACAACUGUCAUAUCCUUUCUUAUCAUCAACACCUUCUCCGAUCUUCUCUUCUUCCUUUCUGGCAUUCAGGAGGGCUGUGUAAAGAGAGGAUCCCAGACGGAUGAAGAUUUCAAAAUGAGCGUCGCCGAAUUCACUGCCAACAUCAAGACAAGUGGACGACUCAACCGCCCGAUUGGAAACUUCGACAACGCUGCUCUCUACUAUCUUCUAUCCGAAAAGCAACCGAUUGAAAUCGCCUUCCGUCGUCAGUGGAUCCCUGAUCAUGAAUUCUUUGAAGGAGUCGAGAAGUUCGUCCGAGGGAUGGAAUGGGAAAACACUUUGGAGGAGGAGCUUUUUGUUCGCGGAGUCCCAAACUUUGAUCGCAAGUUCCAGUUGGAGGAGAUGACCUUGCGUACCAUCUACAAUCAUAAGAUCUACAAUCAGAAAUUCUUGAAUCUGGGAACAAAGGAAAUGAUUGAUAAGAACCAUUCAAUCGAAUAUUUCACUUCCCAAAGAACCCUGAUUCGCUUGGAAAAGAAGAAUGGAAAUGAAGUCUCUCGCACCGAAUACUUCCUGAAACUCGGAGAUUUGCACAUCUUCGACAAACGUGGAGAGUUUGAGUGCACCCGCGUCUUCUACGCCCCAACUAUUGAUAAGGAAAUCAAGAAGAGAAUGCACUAA